UAAGGUUAUCAAGUUAAGAGUGAGUUAAAGUGAGUCCUUUCUAGCUCAUCUCUAUGGUGAAUUCGGUUUAUUGUAACCACAAGCUGUGUACAAGUUUUGUGCUUUAAAAACGGACUGUAACCCAGUCGGCUACUAUCAGUUAGCAUUAUGCUAGUUAGAGCUAGGACUCUCCACGGACUUUCAUCCUAGCACGGAGCCAAAGAUGGCGCGCUGCUGCACUUAACUGACUGAGCUUUUCCCUGAGAGAGAGACCUGCCGCUGCUCUAUUGACUUGCCCUUGGAUUUAGUGUCUUCAUGGUCGAGUCCGAGUUGAGGACGUGUGUUCCUGUUUUCCCGCUGCGGAGACGAGGGGUGUGGACUUACCUGCACGUUGGAUGAGACGAGGGACGGAGCUGGCAGUGACGGAGUUUUGGUUGUCGUUUCUUCAUCAUCUGUUCAGUAAGGAGGCUGUUAACGGUUGGAUCCUACUUGGCGUCAACACUUAUUAAACUGUGAAGAGGAAGGAAGUGAGGUCUAUUUUAACGGCCUGUUUCUGACUCCUGCUCCUACCAUAGAGGACCACGACACUGAAGACAACAUGUAGAUUGACUGGAAGUAUUCAAUGUGGCUGAGCUAUAUCUUGUAGUUUUAACUAUCUUUUUAUACAUUUUAUUGUUACUGCUACCACAAGAAGAUGAAAACAGCAGCGAGGAAUUUAACUACAACAAAGAGAGGAUUUGUCUCCUUCCUUCUCUCUUUUACAGUGGUACAGGCUCAGAGUGACUGGAGAGUGACUUCCUCUUCCUCUCAGAUCUGUGCUGUGGAAGGAUCAACAGUGGACAUACCAUGUUCUUACACAUAUCCAUUCAGAGGGAAUGAGCAUGACACCGUAGUUUGGAGAUCUUUCUGGUUUGUGAAAAUGAAUGGAAACGACCCUUUGGAUCUGAGAAACCACCCAGAUUACAGAGGUCGUGUGGAGUAUCACUUUCAUGAUAACAGCUGCACCCUGAGGAUCACCAACGUCAGACAGAGCGACUCAGCUGAGUACAGAUUCAUGUUCAUGACAAACCAACCAGAGGGAGGAGUUACUGAUUCACCUGGAGCCACUCUGUCAGUCACAGAUCUACAGGUGCAGGUGAGCGAUGGAAAAUGGGUCGGGCCUGAUCGCUCUGCAGUGCUGACGUGCCAUGGCAGCUGCGGACCCACUGCUCCUCUUUCUUACAUCUGGUACAAAAACGGAGAGAAAAUUCAGGAGGAAGCAUCUUCUUUCUCAGGAAGCUUUAACCCCAGACACAGUUUUGCCUGUGCUUUAAAAGGAUAUGAGGAUUUCCCCUCAUCUUCAGUCUGUGUCUAUUAUCAAACCUGCUACAGAGUGACAUACAUUGUCAGAAACAUCUGUGCACCUAAAGGCUCAUCAGUGAACAUUUUAUGCACCUACACCAGCUAUGAGAACCUUCAAUCGAAGUUUUGGUUCAGUCCUGAUCGUAGUCAUCAGUGGAAGAGUGGCACAGAGCCUGAAGACCUCAGUAAAGACCCCCAGUAUGCAGGUCGUGUCCAGAUCUCUGACACCUUGAAUGAACAGUCCUCUCUGAGAAUCUCUGAGCUGAGAGAGAGCGACUCUGCUCAGUAUCACUUCAAGUUUAAAACAGCAGGCCUUGAAUGGGGGAACAGCUUUGCUGGUACAACUCUGACUGUCACAGCUCUCCAGGUGAAGGUGAUCAGUGUAACAGUCCACCAGGAUUAUACUGAGGCAGAGCUGAGGUGUCACAGCAGCUGUAGUCCUGCUGGUGGGAUUUCUUAUACCUGGUUGAAGAACGGACAGAAAAUCCCAAAUGCUGAAAACUCUUUUCAUAGAGAUCGGCUUUAUCCAGGAGAUUUUAUGUCUUGUGCUUCAAAAGGACUUGAAAACUACGCCUCACCCUCUGUGUAUGCUCUGAAGACUCCCUCUGUGUGGGUGAGUCCUGUGGAUGAAAUAACAGAGGGCAGUUCAGUGACUCUGACCUGUAGCAGUGAUGCUAACAGAGCAGCUAAAUACACCUGGUACAGGAAGAACCAAACCCUGUCCAGUGAGGGAGCACAGCUUGUCUUCAGCUCCAUCCAGUCCUCUGACUCUGCAGAGUAUCAGUGUGCAGCUGAGAACCAGCUGGGGAGGAGAGAAUCUAAACCCGUCUUUAUCCAUGUCCAAUGUGAGUGGAAUGAGAACAACGUACAACAAAAUAGAAAUGUAAUGUUUCAACACAAGAGUGAGCAUCCAUGUUACAUGAAUAUAUAAAAACAUUUAAAUCAUUGUUGAAGUAUUUCACAGUUAAAAUCCUUUCUUAUCUCUGCUUUUAGGAGAAAUUAAAAGUUGUAAAGUGGUUUUAAAAGAGUUUAAUGACAUUGAGGCCACAAAGAUCAUCCUUGUCCUUGGGUUUCUUAAAGGCGCUAUAUAAAUUCAAGAUAUUAUUAUUAUUAUUAUUGAGUGCUUUAGCUCAAACUGCACAUAGACAGAGGGCAGAGGCGCCUGCUGACGACUUCUUUGAGAACAUUUUUGGGUCUCAGCUUUGGGUAUGGUCCAGACCGUGCAUCUACUGCUGAUGUGCUUCAGUCCAUUUAAAGUAUCAUAGAAAUACUAGAGUCACUCCUCUGCAAGCUCUGGUGGGUUAUUUUAUUGAAAAUCUAAGACUUUACAAAGUGUUAGAUUUUAACACUUUAUCAGUGGUUCCCAUAUAAACCCUGGUGGAGUGUUACUUUUUACUCUCAGGGUGUUAAAUUUACAGUUUCAAAUUUGCAGUCUCAUAUGUCUCAGUGACUGACCUGUAGCAGUGAUGCUAACCCAGCAGCUAAUUACACCUGGUACAAGGAGAAUGAAGACUCACCUCUAGCUUCAGGACAGAUCUUCACCAUCACUGAUGUCAGAGCUGAACACAGUGGGAAUUAUUACUGUGAGGCCAAGAAGAAAUUAGGGUGUCAUAACUCCACCUUCACUCUGACUGUUGUUGUGACAGCUGGAGUGAAAUUACCCAUUGUUGUUGGAUUAGUCACUGUUGUCCUCCUGGUUAUUGUGUCCGUUUCCGUCUUGUUGUGGAUCAGAAAGAAGAGGGCUUCCAGUGAACCUCUUCAGGCUGCAGAGAGACAAGAUGACAGGCAACAGGGAGAACCAGAGGAGCAGGAUGAGCUUCAGUAUGCCAGUGUACAGUUCUCUCCAAACCAGGCAGAUCUAUACUCCAACAUCAGACCAGCUCAGCCAAUCAGACACACAGACAGACAGGAGGUCUCUGAAUAUGCUGCUGUCAGGUUUACUGGUAAUGCCCCAAGAACCAGGAGACCAGAAGAGGAUACUGCUGCACUGUAUAGCACAGUCAACAAACACUGAUAACAGCAGGCUCUUUAUUCAUUUUUCUAAAUAUCUCAUGUUGAUUUGUGUUUACACAUGCAUCACAUGUUAUCAUUUUAAUUGUUGGUUAUUCCAAUAAUAUACCACUGUGACAAUGAAAAUCAUAGUUACAAGACAACAUCUUUAUUUUACACACAGAAUUUUCUUUUUAAAUCUCAGCAUUUGUCCUCUCUGCAUAACCUGUGCUGUAUUUAUCCAAAUGUUAAUGUUUAUCCAGGAUUAGCUAGAGUUAGUAUUUACUGUAUUUUAUGUGUCACUGUAACUUUAGAAGAAGUGGGACUGAAAAAAAACUACAUUAUUCAAGUUUUCAUUAAGUCAGUACACUGGGUAAUCUCUGUUUCUCAGCUGAAAAAGGGUGAAAUUAUCUGAAUAAGACAGUAAACAAAGAUAGGUGAUACAGUCAGCACCAAUGAAUGGUUUGGAAAUGCUUUUUCUAGCUUUAGAAUUAUUUAGUGGCUAAACUUAUUUGACUUUAUUCAACAUUUGUUUGAUAAAACCUUCAAAUAUUCCUCUACUUUUUUCAGGUUAAUUUUAAAGUUUUAUGCUGCACUGUUAGGAGUUAAUCCACAUCUGUCUCAAAGUUGGUCUCUACCUCGAUGUAAAAACUUGUAAAUAUAACUUUUGUAUAUGUUUUUUUU
This is a messenger RNA of Cheilinus undulatus (humphead wrasse), 3993 nucleotides long. RefSeq names its product B-cell receptor CD22-like. NCBI's taxonomy places the organism in Eukaryota, Metazoa, Chordata, Actinopteri, Labriformes, Labridae. The transcript is spliced from 11 exons. The record is from RefSeq and is a predicted model, not a curated record. Bases 674 to 2251 code for a protein of 525 amino acids.